Molecule: messenger RNA, 752 nt
Organism: Paraphaeosphaeria sporulosa
Lineage: Eukaryota; Fungi; Ascomycota; Dothideomycetes; Pleosporales; Didymosphaeriaceae
Exons: 2
Coding region: 36-527 (163 amino acids)
Source: RefSeq, a predicted model, not a curated record
AUGGAAACAUCGCGGCAUUCCGAGACUCUCAAUCCAUGUUCUACACGCUACGCGUGUGCAUCCAUACAACUGGGAGACAGCCAAAUGGAAUGAGCGACAAUCACGUAUCCGUGUUUCUCUUACUUGGAGAGAAUGAAGGCUCCGUUCGACUGAAUAUGACGACCGAAGAGGGUGAUCGGUCAGGGGUCCUUGUCUGGUCACAAGAGGUUUAUCAGCUCUCAAACUCUCAGAUCACGCAUUUUGAUUAUCGACUGCGCUAUACUAUGCAAGUCGGUGCACUUUAUGCUUGGAUCCGUUCAUGGGGUUUGCAAAGAUAUGUGUUCUCUGGCGGUGGCUCCGGCUGCCGUUUCUGGGUGUACACUUUACUAUUGAAGUUGAAAGAAAUACAGUAUUUGGAUGAUGGAUUACCCGAGGACGCCUGGCACAAGCUAUCGUGGCAAUAUUCCCGCGAAGCAGCACCAAGAGUAAUCGAAAUCAAACAAGGCACAUGGCUUUCCCUGAAGGAAUGGGAAGACGAAUGGGAGUAAACAGGUGCCUAGCAACCUAAGCCUCACCCAGCAAUUUGAUGUCCAUCUACUGCAUGAGAGCUGAUGAGACGCCAGCAGGCGGUCCACCGCAGGUAGUACAUGGCCUGCUCUCAGACUUCUUCUUUCUUCCAAGGACUGUGGGUAGACUGGAGAGGCUCAGAAUAAUACUUGAUGGGGUUUAUAUCUACUCACUAAGCGUAUUUUUCGCCUAGAUAGUAAGCAUGC